AUGAAAAGCGACUCCAUCGACGAACUCGAUCGCAUCUUCAACGCCGUGACCAGUGUCGUUAGUGGGCAGGAGGGCAUCGGUCGGCCCAUUGAUUUCCACGGACGAGCUCUUACACUCAAAGUCGCGAAAGCAACAACCGCGAAGGUCUCCGGAGACACACCGCGAACCACGAAGUCACAUCACAUCAAACAAGCCACCGCUUCGUCGCAAUGCGUCUUGUGCAAGGGCAAGCACAACGUAAUGAUGUGCGAUGAGUUCAUGGCAAAGCCCGCGACCGAACGAAAAGCCGUCGCAGAAACACACCGACUCUGCUACAACUGCUUCGGGUCACACCAGUCCGCGAAAACCUGCUUGACAUGUAAGGCUCGACAUCACACGAUGCUCCACGAGGCUUACGCCACGUCGAAAGUCCCCGAAGCCAAUGCUCUCUCCGCCGUCCGCAAGAACGACAGCACCAAGGCGAUUCUUCUCGCAACCGCGAGAGUGAACGUUGCCGACCGUCAUGGAACCCCGCACACAGUCAGAGCCCUGAUCGACCAGGGGUCAGAGGUCUCGCUGAUUGCCGAAUCGCUCGUGCAACGCCUGCACUUGCCGCGAUCCCGAUCCUCUGUCUCGAUCAUUGGCAUCGGGGGCAUCCGCACUGGGUCUACCCGCGGCACGGUCACACUUAAUCUCUCGUCCACCGUGAACGAGACCGAGUUGACCGUCAUCGCCUUCAUCCUGCCACGUCUCUCGCUCUAUCAAAGCGCCGUCGCCCACGGGAAGACUAAGUGGCCUCACGUGGAGGGUCUCCAGUUGGCCGACCCGAGAUUCCAAGCCGACGAUCCAAUAGAGUUGCUUCUCGGAGCGGAAGUGUGCUCCAUUAUCCUCGAGGAGGGCCUCCGUAAAGGAGGUCCUCAAACGCCUGUCGCGCAACGCACGCUGCUGGGCUGGAUCCUGUCCAGCGGGUGCGGUGACACCUCAUCGCCAACGCCGCGCACUUUUCCUCAGUGCACGGUAGAGCACGAGAUGGUUUCGCUCGUGCAACGUUUCUGGGAGCAGGAACAAAGAGCUUCUCCCCCCGUUGCUCUCACGCCAGACGAGCAGCUGUGCGAGGAUAACUUCGCUCGCACAUACACUCGCUCCGCGACUGGUCGGUACGUGGUGAAGUUGCCCUUCACCUCCCCGCCGACGACACUCGGAGAAACACGAAAACCUGCAAAAAAACUGCUGCACGCCAUGGAGCCGAAGUACGGCCUCGACUCCCGGUUCGGGGAGCUUUACCGCGCCUUCCUCAAGGAAUACGAAGACAUGAGCCAUAUGACGCCAAUGGGCGAAACGUCCAACUCACCCAGCCGAGAACUCUACUAUCUCCCGCAUCACGGACUGGAUACAAACAAAAUAAACUUGAGUACUAGAUUCUCUAGAAUAGAGAAUAUAUCCGUAGAAGACGAUAUCCGUAUUAAAAAUAAAAAUGUUAUCUUUCUUGCUUCAUGUUGGAAAGAAAAAGAUAAACUCUGA
Vollenhovia emeryi is the source of this 1500-nucleotide messenger RNA. RefSeq lists its product as uncharacterized. The coding region runs from base 1 to 1500 and encodes 499 amino acids. Gene Ontology annotation, biological process: proteolysis. The transcript is spliced from 3 exons. Gene Ontology annotation, molecular function: aspartic-type endopeptidase activity. The record is from RefSeq and is a predicted model, not a curated record. NCBI's taxonomy places the organism in Eukaryota, Metazoa, Arthropoda, Insecta, Hymenoptera, Formicidae.